AUGGUAAUGGAGAAAAGUAUAUUUAGAAAGAUUUUUAGUAUGAUUUUGGUGAAAGAGGAGAAAAGUAUGAAGCCUAUUCUACUCAAAUGUGGUUUGGCUUUUGCUCUUACCUUUGCGGGUUUUAUCUAUUCGAGUUUUAGAACUAGACGGAUCAAGUCUUCCCCUAAAGACCACCACCCUUCAGGUCAUGGGAGUGACGUUAGUUGCCGAGGUAUUAGAGCAUCGUCGAGUUCUUGCAAUAUUCAUUCAGAAGGAAGCAAUUUCGACGCGGACGAAAAAGGCAUCAACAAGGUUGUAUGUAGAAGUUCUUCAACCGGCGUCUCUCCAAGAACUAAACAUAAUGGAGAGAAAGGCGAGUUUCUCGUCCCCGAACUCCCUGAUUCUUCUGCGGCGGGAUAUUCAAGUCAUGAGAAAGAUGCUUAUGAGCAAGAAAUCAGAAAACUGAGGAACAAGAUCAUAAUGCUUCAAGAGAGGGAAAGAACUCUCGAGGUUCAACUUCUUGAUUACUGUGGUCUAAGGGAGCAAGAAACAGCUGUAAUGGAGCUUCAAAACCGAUUGAAAAUAAGCAACAUGGAGUCGAAAAUGUUUAAUCUAAAAGUCGAGACGUUACAGUCCGAGAAUAAGAGAUUAGAGUUACAGGUUGCAGGUCAUGCGAAAUUGCUUGCUGAACUCGAGGCUUCAAAAACAAAAGUGAAAUUUUUGAAGAAGAAAAUUAGGCAUGAAGCUGAACAGAAUAAGGAGCAUAUCGUAGAGCUUAAACAAAAAGUUACAAAGUUGCAGGAGCUUGAAUCCAAAGCUGUUGCUAAUGAUCAAGAAAUUCAAAUGAAGCUGGAAAAGCUAAAUGGUCUUGAGGUUGAAGCAGAAAAGUGGAGGAAAUCUAGUUUGAGAUUACAAAAGGAAAAUUCUGACUUAGCUAGAAGAUUGGAGUCUACUCAGAUCCUUGCGAAUGCCGUUCUUGAAGAUCCAGAAGCAGAUGCUCUAAGGGAAGAAAGUGACCGUCUGAGGCGAGAGAGCGAAGAAUUGACGAAAGAAAUGGUGCAACUAAAAGCUGAUAGAUGCACAGAUGUUGAAGAAUUAGUUUAUUUAAGGUGGCUAAAUGCUUGCUUAAGACAUGAAUUAAGAAACUAUCAACCUCCACCUGGUAAAACAGUUGCAAGGGACUUAAGUAAGAGCUUAAGUCCAGCUUCUGAGAAGAAAGCUAAACAGCUUAUACUUGAAUAUGCAAAUGCUGAAGGAAGAAUUAGCAUUUCUGAUUUGGAUUCUGAUCAAUGGUCCUCUUCACAAGCUUCUUACGGUGAGUGUGAAGAGUUUUCUUCUCACGAUAAUUUAUCCAAUCCACGAGUCAGCAACGCCACAAACAAGUCAAAGAUCUUCGGAAAACUUAUGAAGCUAAUGAGAGGAAAGGAUAGCAGCAGUAAUCUCAGUAGUAGACGUACGUCUUUAGAAAAAUCUAGAUCAAUAGGAUGUAAUCUUGAUAUUGGAGCUGAUGGUCUUAGGAGUGAGUGCGAAUCUCUUAUCGGCACGUCUCAAAGUUCUAUGGAUUUAGAACGAACGUUGAGUUUGAAGGAAGAGACUAGGAGAAAUUCAUCUGCUGAAAGAUCAAAGAGUUUAUGUCCGAGGAAAAGCGGUUCAGGAGAUUUGAAAAUGAUCGGUGACUCUUUCUCAGAAUCUUAUAGCACAGUGAAAUCUAAUUUGAUCAAAUAUGCUGAAGCUUUAAAAGAUUCUAGUACUAGUGAAACUCCGAAACGCGAAAUACGUAGAAGAUCAGCAUCAUAUAGUUCAUUUUAA
Molecule: messenger RNA, 1788 nt
Organism: Lathyrus sativus (Indian pea)
Lineage: Eukaryota; Viridiplantae; Streptophyta; Magnoliopsida; Fabales; Fabaceae
Source: the annotation of a GenBank genome assembly